Babesia bigemina is the source of this 2037-nucleotide messenger RNA. Its product is annotated as 5'-3' exonuclease, putative. The record is from RefSeq and is a predicted model, not a curated record. Gene Ontology annotation, molecular function: RNA binding; 5'-3' RNA exonuclease activity. Gene Ontology annotation, cellular component: nucleus. The coding region runs from base 1 to 2037 and encodes 678 amino acids. The transcript has 8 exons. NCBI's taxonomy places the organism in Eukaryota, Apicomplexa, Aconoidasida, Piroplasmida, Babesiidae. Gene Ontology annotation, biological process: nuclear-transcribed mRNA catabolic process.
AUGGAGGCUGUCGCCCUGGUCACGGCAAUAUGUUCACUGCUCACCACCAGGCCAGAGAAGGUCGAAGCGACGGCACCAUGCAGACGUGCGGGGCAUUUGGGAACCGCCUUCCUGUAUCCAGGGGCGCCCAGGGCACCGCAGGGAGUCACUCUGGAGAGGCGCCUCCCUAACACCUGGAGCGCCAACCGUGGCAAUCGCAACCAACCACUAUAUGGCGUGCCCCGUAUGUUCUACUGGCUGCUGGACAACUUCGGCGGGUUCAAGACGGCGCUGGAACGAGCGCUGGAGAAACAGCCGGUUGACCACUUAUAUAUCGACAUGAAUGCGAUCAUACACGUUGCCACCCAUGGCAACGUCUCCCCGCUGGUGCAGAUGGAGAACGAGCAGCGGCUGCGGCGCAUCACGUCGGCCAUCGAGAUGCUGUUCAACGUGGUGCAGCCGCGGAAGAUGCUCUACAUGGCCGUGGACGGGGUGUGCCCCACGGCCAAAAUUAACCAGCAGCGCGGCAGGCGUUUCAGGACCUCGAAGAGCAUCGACCAGCUGGUGAGCGUGGCGUCGCUAGAUCCACAUGGCGUGCAGACGGAAAUAUGCAGCGCCGUCAGCAGCAAGGAUGGAGAAAAAUACGUCGCACAGCGGUUGCCGUUUGAUGCCUACGACAACGUCACGUUCAACCCCAACUACAUAUCGCCAGGAACCGACUUCAUGCAGAUCGUUGACAGCGAGGUUGCCAACUGGCUCGCGCUCAAGACCGUAGAGGGGCUGUUCGGCAAGUGCCUCGUGGUGUACAGCGGCGUGUCGGUGCCCGGAGAGGGCGAGCACAAGAUAUUCCAGUGCAUACGCAAGAUGAACAAGGCCAGCAGGCAUGCGCGCAAGGAGACGCACCUGGUCUACGGCCUCGACGCCGACCUCAUGAUGCUCUCGAUGGCGCUGAAGAUCCCCAAUAUCAAGGUGCUCAGGGAGGAGGGCAAGUACGCGCCACACGUCGUUGCGAAGAAAAAGGGCGAGCCCUUCUUCGCCACCGACACGGGCAUAGUGCACCUGCACAAGUGGGACUUCAUAGACCUCAAGCAGGCCAACUUCGAGGUCGUGUCGAUCAGGACGCUCCGGAAGCGGAUGUACGAACGGUGCCUGCGGCACCUGAUAAAGAAGUUCCGCGCGUCGAACUUUGCCUUCCUCAACCGACCUGAGGCGCCGUACCGGAUCACGGACGACUUCGUCCUCCUGUCGUUCCUAGCAGGCAACGACUUCCUGCCGAGACUGCCCACGGUCGACUUCGCCAACGACAGCUUCUCCGAGAUGAUCGAGACGUACUACUCCCUGCUGCAGCGCUGGAAGGGCUUCCUCACCGACGGGCUGAAAAUUCACGUGCCCCGGCUGCAGUCGCUCUUCAAGGCGCUGACGAAGAACGAGCAGCGCUGGUUCAAGGAGAAGGCGCUCAUCGAGGAGGUGGAGCAAUACAGCAACCCCAAGCUGUACGCCGACUACUACCACCGAGAAAAGUGCCAGGUCGACGGCAAGGCGGAGAUAAGGCGAAUGUGCGUCGAUUACCUCAAGGGGCUGUUUUGGAUCCUGAGCUACUACCACCACGACUGCCCGAGCUGGGAUUGGAGCUACAGGUACCACUACUCUCCGCUGGUGUCAGACCUCGCUGACGUGACGAAGGUCGACGUCACGUUCAACAAGGGAGGGCCCAUCACGCCGCUCGAGCACCUCCUCGCUAUAUCGCCGCCCAACGGGAACGAGCUGCUCCCGCCGUCGUACAGAAAACUCGCCAAAGAAGACGGCGAGCUGCGGCAGUACUUCCCCACGGAGUUCGACAUCAACGAGGACGGCAGGACGAACGAGUGGGAGCAUGUGGUCAAGCUGCCCUUCGUCAACACGCAUAAGCUGGUGAAGGCCGCGCAAAAGGUCAACCCGGGGCUCAAGUACAGCUCGCUAUACAAGAACAAGAAGGGCCACAUCUACGUCUACCAGCAGCCGAGGGAGCCCGACCCCCCAACCGCCGAUGAGGCCGACUCGGGGAAAGCACGCACAUGA